AUGUCUCUAAGCAGCCAUCGUCGUCCUGGUGUUAAUGUCAAUGGAGUCCGAACGAUGAGAACUUAUCAUUAUUCUGGUGUCUCCAUUGCCAAAACCAUAAGGUUCACAAGUUCAACCCCUUUUGAAAGUUUUUGUCCCCAUUGUUUUCGUCAACCUAGUCACGAGCUUGAUGUCACAUGGCCUAACCUUCGUGCUGAUCAUGGCCUCGACCCUUUGAUCACUCUCGUCGAACGACCUCGACAGCAGCCGAGUGCUGUUGAUGCACUUGAAGAUACAGGCAAUGAGUUAGAUGGCUUCGAUACCGACAGGACAGAGCCCCCACCGGCAGCUGUUUCGGCCAUUGAGGCGUUGCCAGUGGUGAAAAUCACGGAAAACCUUCUGAUCAGUGCCACGCAUUGCCCCGUAUGCAAGGAUGAAUUCGUAGUCGAUGCCGAUGCAAAAGAGCUUCCGUGUAACCAUUUGUAUCACUCUGAUUGUAUUGUACCUUGGCUGAGCAUUCACAACACCUGCCCCGUUUGUCGGUAUGAAAUCAAUGACGAUAAUGACAUGGUUAACACUGCCGCCUCGGUCAACGACGAUGAUCGAACCGUUGAAAUGUUUUUCCGAGACAUCGAUUUUGUUGUCGACAAUCUUGCAAGUGGACUGACCCGGUUGCGAACUCGGUUCCUCUCUUCAAGGACUCUUCAGGCGUUCUCUCAUUGGACACACCGAUAUCUCUCCCACAAAAAAUUUAUAUUCAUUUAA
Molecule: messenger RNA, 744 nt
Organism: Hibiscus syriacus
Lineage: Eukaryota; Viridiplantae; Streptophyta; Magnoliopsida; Malvales; Malvaceae
Product: E3 ubiquitin-protein ligase RNF126-like
Exons: 2
Coding region: 1-744 (247 amino acids)
Biological process (GO): protein ubiquitination
Cellular component (GO): cytoplasm
Molecular function (GO): ubiquitin protein ligase activity
Source: RefSeq, a predicted model, not a curated record